GAUGCAUUUACAAGAAAACGACCUUCACCCUGUCCCACAGUUCAGAGUUGGCCAGCACGGGUUAUAGGAUCUUUGAAUGAAUAUAUUGACAUAUUACGGGUAUUAUAAUAGAUAAAAGUGUCAUCUACCAUGAGAGCUAUAGCGUUACAAGAGAUAGUAGAUGCCCAGGAAACAAUUAAAGAAUAUGCAUUUAGAACACCUUUAAUACCUUUAUAUUGUGAAUCACAAUGGGGCAAGAUAUAUUUGAAAUUAGAAAACCUUCAACCAACUGGAUCAUUUAAAGUUAGAGGAGCAAGCAAUGCUUUAGCAGCCCUGAAAUCAGAAAAGUUAACUGAUGUUUACACUGCAAGUGCUGGAAACUUUGCCCAGGGUUUAGCGAGGAAUAGUAGAAUUCUUGGCUUGAACUGCUCGGUACUUGUACCUGAUCACGCACCUGACGUUAAAACAGCUGCAAUAGAAAGAUACGGGGGCAAGGUUAUACGGGUACCUUACGACAUUUGGUGGAACAUCAUUAUAAAUCACAGUCAUCCUGGAAUGGAAGGAAAGCUUAUACACCCAGUUGCCGAGCCAAGCGUUAUAGCAGGCAAUGGGACAAUAGGUCUUGAAAUAUUAGAAGAUCUUCCGGAUGUUGAUGCAGUUAUUGUACCGUACGGAGGCGGAGGACUGAUCACUGGAAUAUCUUCUGCCAUUAAAUCGAAGAAAGCAAACGUCAAGAUAUUUGCGGCUGAAGUAGAAACUGCUGCCCCACUUUCAAAAGCACUUGAAGUUGGGGAACCUGUUGAGUGCGAGUACAAGCCAUCUUUUGUAGACUGUAUUGGCAGCCGAUCUGUUCUGAAUGAAAUGUGGCCAUCCGUUAAGAAGCUAGUUGAUAGUUCACUGGUAGUAACAUUAAAGCAGGUCGCCGAUUCAAUGAAGUUGUUAGCUGAACGCAAUCAUGUUAUUGCUGAAGGCGGAGCUGCAGCUCCUGUAUCAGCUGCCUUAAAUGGGUCUGCUGGUAAAGGGAAUAUAGUGUGUGUUAUAUCCGGUGGAAAUAUAGACAAAGAAACUUUUUCUCAAAUUUUAAAUAAUUCCAUACCGACCUGACAUAACUAUACAUAAUGCUCAAUAUAAAGAAAUGGGGCCUCCAACAAUAAUUCGAAUUUUACAAUAAUUCAAGAAUCACAGAUUUGGGUCAUCAGCCUUUAAAGAAAGCGGGGGACUAUUUUAAUUCUGUCUGUCGGUUACACGUUUUGGGACACAAUAACUUACUUCUAAUUGAGCUAGAACUUUCUAACUCGAUGUAGGCGUCUCUCUGUCUGUUACACGUUUUGGAACGCAAUUUCUGCUUAAGCUAAGCGAUUUGAUUGGUCGAGAUUUUGGAAAACAUUAACUCUGCUUCUAAUUGAGGUAGAAUGUUUAAACUUGGUGUAGAUGUUCUUUAGAUACGUGUCAUGAGUUCGAUGAUGGCUGCUUAGGCUAAGCAAUCAAACUAUAAACUAAGUUUCAUCACUCUCUAUCAGAUAGAAUCAAGAUUAUCUUGUCCUAAAGCAUCAACCAAUGAAAUUGAUUAGCUCUGCUUAGCUUCAGCUCGAAAUGUUAAUCAUUGAACUCAGUCAAGACAUUCAACUAAUGAACGUCUACAUCAAGUUUAAACAUUCUACCUCAAUUAAAAGUAAAGUUGUUAUGUUCCAAAGUUUUGACCAAUCAAAUUGCUUAUCAAUCCUUAGCCUAAGCAGAAAAUUCUCACCGUCGGAGUUUCAUCGCUCUCACUUCAUUAAAACCAGGGGGAUCACGGUGGCUAAGUGGGUAGGGCGUUCGCUAGCCUGGAGGUCGGGUGUUCGAUCCCUGCUUUGCCCGAGAAAGUUCGUCCAGAUUUUCCGGCGUGGUUCUCCCUUGUCAGUGAUGCGGGGAUCACGUGGCUAAGUGGGUAAGACGCUGGAUCGCUAGCCUGGAGGUCGGGUGUUCGAUCCCUGCAUUGGCCGAGAAAGUUCAUCCAGAUUUUCGUGUUUUUAGCUUGUGGUCCCUUUAGAGGUCACAAUUUUUAUCCGAUUGAAAAAAUAAACGUUCGAAUAUUUCACCGUUACACCCUAAUGACGGCUGAGUUAGAAUUUCGUGAAAAUCGGACCAAAACUGCUGGACAAAAUGGCCGUCUCUCGUACGCAAAUAGUGUAACUAUAUGGUAUAUCAAGGUUGUGAACUCUCUAGAAGUCACAAUGUUGAUCCGAUUUCGAUAAAACUUGAAAUUAUCUUUAUAACCCAAAGAUCAUGGUUCCUGUCGAUAUUCGCGCAUAUCGGAUCGUAACUUCCUAAAUUAUGGGCCUUGAUUGUACGAAAAGUCGCCUUUUUUUUAGCUUGUUCUCUAUCCAUAUCUUUCAAAAUAUGGUCGUAUCCUGCCUGGCAGCGCCUGGUUUUUAUUGUUUUUAAAUUCAUGUCCAAGGUAUAAGGGCCAUUUUUCCGCCGGAAUCGAGGUGUAUUGUUGCGCCAUGUCUUGGUCGUACUGAAUCCUAAAUGACCAUCACUAGGUCCCUUGGUAUAGGUGUAGUUUAUAUGGUGAACGCCUUGACUGAGUUCGAUGAUGACACUAUGAUUUUAAUUGAUAGAGACUGAUGAAACUUGGUGUUUAGUUAAUCUACAUCAAAACCUCGGCUUAGCUCGAUCAUGAGCAUUUUCUGCUGACGAUAAGUAUCGAUAAGCAGUUUGAUUGUUCGAUGCUUCCAAAACGAUAAAUGUGCAAUUAAUUCAUGUGUCAUCUUUUUAUUUUUUGAUUGGGGCUGGGGACAUCAGCUAAACUGUUGGUUUAUUAUAUUUAUAACAAAAAUAAAUCAGCUAAUUUCGUUUCACUUGUCUUUACUACACUAGGAUCUGGAAGAGUUGUUAGCAUUGACGUGUUCUGAAUAGUGUGAGGUAUUAGCCAAUGAAACGGUCUGUUACGGCGAACUUUAGGUGUGUUUUGCACGGAACUGUGGGUAAUCCACUAGUAGCACUAAUGCUGAUUGGUUAAUCAAAUGUCUGACGGCAUAGGCCCACUUGCCGCUCGUAUGACUUCUGAAGUGACAUAUCGCAACAACCGGUCAGAUCUUCAUGUAGUGUAGGCCAUCGAAGGUAUAUAAAAUGAAACGAAAUAUAGAUCUGUAUUUUAAUCAGAUUGAAAACAUUAUCAAAUGAUAAAUGUAAAAUGGUGCACCGGACUCGAUUCAAAUAAAUACGCUCUGGGUAAAUCGCUUUUAAAAUAAUAACUAUGGAUAAAUUUGUAAUACGGAACCUUUUCAUAUCUGAAAACAAAAAUAAAUUCAUUCAAAUCAUAAA
Molecule: messenger RNA, 3285 nt
Organism: Patella vulgata (common limpet)
Lineage: Eukaryota; Metazoa; Mollusca; Gastropoda; Patellidae
Product: L-threonine dehydratase catabolic TdcB
Exons: 4
Coding region: 130-1083 (317 amino acids)
Biological process (GO): L-threonine catabolic process; L-serine catabolic process
Molecular function (GO): threonine deaminase activity; L-serine ammonia-lyase activity
Source: RefSeq, a predicted model, not a curated record